Desarmillaria tabescens is the source of this 2688-nucleotide messenger RNA. RefSeq lists its product as uncharacterized. The transcript has 2 exons. NCBI's taxonomy places the organism in Eukaryota, Fungi, Basidiomycota, Agaricomycetes, Agaricales, Physalacriaceae. The coding region runs from base 1 to 2688 and encodes 895 amino acids. The record is from RefSeq and is a predicted model, not a curated record. Gene Ontology annotation, molecular function: protein binding.
AUGAGUGUGGACCUCUCUUUGCUCGAAAAGUCGCUCCUGACAGGGAAAUGGAAUACCCAGAUACCUGAUUCCCAGGAUCCCACGGUAUCAUUAGCCAAAUCCGUGGUGGAAGGCCGGUUUCGCGAUGCUCUCACGUCCCAACCCGCCAGAACAUUUUUCACGGUCUCGCAGGACAUCGAGAAUGGUUCUUUGAGCGCAGUCAUGGACACCAACACCUCUCUAUUAACUGAAUCCGGCACUGAUCGGGAAAUCUUACGUUUGAUGAUUGCAGUCGCCUGCCUUCAUGCAUUCAUUCAGGCAAACUGGACGGGUCCGGAUCUAGAUGUUACUCCAGUUGAAAUCCUCGAUAUACCUUCCGACGCAUCAUUUUCCGUAUCGGAGGAGCGCCUAAACCGAAAAUCCAUUACCGAACUUGCGCACGGUGGAGAACCCGCAUACCAUCUUAUCGAAGUAGCGCCGUUCCUACGCUUGGCACAAAUUCUACUGGAGUUUCCUUUUGCAUACUGCAAGACUUCGAUAUGGUGGCGCCUGCGCAGUCAACUGGUUCACCAGCAGGUGCUUGAUGAACCCGUUUCCCUACCCUCGGACGCUCUUGGGUCCUUCGAAGACCUGGAGGCUUUGUAUGCAUCCGACCCGGAGCUUUUAGGGAUGCUGUACCUCGAGCGAGGUUUACUACAUCAUCUACUUUCUCAGGAUAAGUUAGCAGUGGAGUAUUUCAUUCGUGCAGGGCGGAGUACAGGACUCGAAUACGAGCUGACAGGAGCACUUGGUAAACGGACCAAGUUCCAGCAAACUGACCUCAGCCAACUUGUCCUCCUUGCGGAGAGUCAUCUUCCCGGAGACACUCCCGCCAACCCCACUGCUGAAUCCAAUAUAGCGCAGGUUCCGGAAACAUUGCCUCUUAAUGAUGACACGCUCCUUGAGCAAACACAGUUUACCUCGUCUGAUCCAUCCCAAUCAGGUUCCCGGCUCCACCACCUCGAUCCAUCCUCGCAACCGGCAUUACACCCUUUAGAUCAGUGUAUCCUUCUAGGCCUCUGCCUAAAUGUCAAAAAUACAUCCCCCUUACACGGUCUAACGACGGAACAAAUGUCCCCAUAUGUUGCCCGUGUCAUAUCUCACCCCAGAAAUUGGACCGUCCACACGAUGGCAUUACUCCUCAGAUCCCGCUUGGAGUCUACACGGACCAGGACUGUGGAACGUUCAGCCCUUCAACUUCAGGCCCUAGUGGACCAAACGCCCACUGCAGACUCCACCCUCUCCGAGAGACUCCUCUUCUUCCACUCCAUCCUACUCCCAAGCAAGUGGGACAUGGAGAGGGAACUCGCCCGGCGUUACAUCAGCCUGGGCGUCGUCAAGUCCGCUCUGGAAAUAUUCGAGAGGCUCGAGAUGUGGGAAGAAGUCGUCAGAUGCUGGGUCACGAUGGAACAUCCAGAAAAAGGGCUUACCAUCAUCCGAGACCUUCUCGAAGGUCGCAAGGUUGAGUCCGAGGCUGUCACUAGCAGAGGAAAAACCACGUCUGACGAUCGGAGAAAGGUACUCGACGCCACACGGGAAGCCAAACUGUGGUGCCUGCUAGGUGACCUCGAGCCUGAAAGGGCAGUGGCUCAUUAUGAGCGUGCCUGGGAGAUUUCUAAACAGACGUCCGGGAGGGCCGUGCGUUCUUUGGGGGGAUACUAUUUCGCACGGGGAGAAUAUGAGAAGGCUAUUGGUUACCUGAGGAAGGCUGUAGCGAUACACCCACUCUUAUCGCGCUCAUGGUUCAUCCUAGGAUGCUCUUGCAUGCGAGUGGAAGACUGGGAAGGUGCUAAGAACGCGUUUACCCGAUGUGUCGCUAUCGAUGAAGAGGAUGCGGAGAGCUGGAAUAACUUGGCGACCAUGUAUCUCCGGAUCGGUACCUCAUCUUCUCAGAGUAUCACCGAUCAGGAAAAAGAUGAAGAUGCAGAGAAUGCGUCAUUCACUUACAAAAGCGAAGCCGCAAAGUCUAUUCCAUAUGAAAAUAAGAUGCUUGCAUUUAGGGCUCUUCAGCUAGGGUUGAAGCACAGUUAUGACAAUUGGCGGAUGUGGUCGAAUUACAUGGUAGUCGCUAUGGACGUGGGACAGAUGGCAGAGGCCUGUAGAGCGCUCGGUCGUGUCGUCGAAGAGACUGUCGAUAAGGCCGGAGCCAAAUCUGUCGACGAGCAAGUCCUGGAGAGGCUAGUUGACGCAGUGACGAGAGCACCAGCAAAUUUGGAAGAUGCCGUGGAAGGCGGCGACAUUCCAAACGCGACUAUAAACCCCAACGAAGGCCACGGGUUACUUCGAAAUGUGUUGAUACUCUUCGAACGGACUAUUCUACCGCGCGUCUCGUCUUCUCGAAUCUUCAAUGCUUAUGCGAGACUGCUGACUUGGCAAUCACGCUGGGAAGACGCUCUUAAGGCGUACCUCGAUGGCUACCGGUGUGGCACGGCUGGAACUAUGGAGAAGGGCGAGACAGAUAUCGACAAGUGGCGUGAUGCCGUCACGGAGGUGGAAGAAAUUGUAGACGUUUUGAGGAACUUCGGUCCGCGGGUGGAUGGGUUCAAGUGGAGAUUGCAGGCUCGCAGCCUUGUGCGGACAUUCGUCGGCCGCAGUAAGGACUUUGAAGACGAGUCCGAGUGGAAGAGACUCAGCGAGUUGCUGGAUGAGUUGCGUAAAGAGGAAGAGUAG